This is a messenger RNA of Brassica oleracea var. oleracea, 964 nucleotides long. RefSeq names its product melanoma-associated antigen 8. Bases 87 to 797 code for a protein of 236 amino acids. The transcript has 7 exons. Lineage: Eukaryota; Viridiplantae; Streptophyta; Magnoliopsida; Brassicales; Brassicaceae. The record is from RefSeq and is a predicted model, not a curated record. Gene Ontology annotation, cellular component: nucleus.
CUUUUUCUCCCGCCAAUAGAUUCACAAUAAAUUAGGGUUUUCGAAGCUUAAUCGUCUCCGAUUCUACAUCUCCCAGUUUCUUCAGAAUGGCUGAUGAAGCAGAUGCUCUUUCUCAAUUUGGUAUAUCGAAGGAGGAAACGGAUAAGCUUGUUUCGGAGGUGAUUAGAUUCGUACUCUUCAAGUUCCAUCAAAACUCAGGAUGCCCUAUUAAAAGAGAAGAUUUGACUCAGAUUGUUACCAAGAACUAUCGUCAGCGUAACCUGGCCACCUCCGUGAUCAACGAAGCUAAGACCAAGCUCUCAAGUGUGUUUGGUUAUGAUUUGAAAGAGCUUCAACGCUCUAGGACUUGUUCUAAUGCUCAAACAAGGCUUCCUCAGUCACAAAGUAAUGCUGACUCGAAAUCGUAUGUGCUCGUUAGUCAAUUGCCGAUUGAAGUGUUUAGGAAACAUGUGGUUGAAGAAACAACAAGCCCUAUGACUGGCUUUACGUUUGCGGUUCUUGCUGUUGUGCAGCUUGCAGGAGGCAAAAUACCUGAAGAAACCCUUUGGCACCAUUUGAGGAGAAUGGGACUGCACGAAAGUGAUGAGCAUAAUCCUGUGUUUGGGAGCAACAAGCAGGCCCUAGAGACGUUAGUGCAACAAAGGUUCUUGCAGAAGGAGAAAGUGAGUGGCCCAGAGGGUAAUACUCUGUUCUACGAUCUUGCUGAGAGAGCUUUAGAUGCGCAAGUCAGCGAGAGAGUAAAAGAUUAUAUUUCACAGAUCCUGAAGAAUGAUGUCUCUGUUGUAGAGCUUGACUGAUUAGUUGAAAAUUAAGGCUUCGAGACUAACCAAAUAGAUUGGUUCAAGUCUCUGGCUUAUGAAUUUGUAUUUUUCCUUAAUGUGAUACUGUUUGCGGAAGUUAAAAGCAAAAAUUAGGAUAUUGGCAGAAAAAUCAGGAACUGACUUAUAUAAUAUUUGCUACAAAA